Polistes canadensis is the source of this 9696-nucleotide messenger RNA. It is a transcript of the gene trio, whose product is annotated as triple functional domain protein. The coding region runs from base 332 to 9532 and encodes 3066 amino acids. NCBI's taxonomy places the organism in Eukaryota, Metazoa, Arthropoda, Insecta, Hymenoptera, Vespidae. Gene Ontology annotation, molecular function: guanyl-nucleotide exchange factor activity; protein kinase activity; protein binding. Gene Ontology annotation, biological process: axon guidance; protein phosphorylation. The record is from RefSeq and is a predicted model, not a curated record. Gene Ontology annotation, cellular component: cytoplasm. The transcript is spliced from 34 exons.
CCUGCGAGGCGUCAAUACAGAGGAGAGAACUUAGUGUAAUUUGGAAAUCGCGUGGAUAUUAUCGUAUGAAAUAAAAGUAGGAUUUAAAAAUUGAGGUUGAUGAAAUAAAUUAAAGAUGGCACGAUUUAACGUUAAUGCAUUAUCAAUGCAGUUAGUAAAACAUGAUUCCGAAUGAGAGUUGAUGAUUCACCAUAAAUAUGUGCAGAAGCCAUAAGAUCUUUCUUCGAUGGAAUGCAGGUACUUCACCGAAGAAGGAAAGAAAGUUUAAUCCUGCGAAUCUCUGACUGAAAAUUAGAUAGAUCAUAAGCAAACUAUAUAUAUACUUAACACAAUGGAUGGCAUAAGAGCAGCAGAAGUUUUACCCCUACUUCAAGAACGUUUGGCUAUACUACCAGGUGGACGAGACCGUAGAGGAGGUCCAGUUAUUGUUUUUCCGACUACCCCAAGAAGAGAACGUGCUAAACCAGAAGACUAUCGUCGUUUAUUGCAAUACCUUUUAGCCGUUCCUGACGAUGAAACCAGAGAUCUAAGAUUUACUGUGAUAGUGGAUAUGCGUGGUGCUACUUGGGAUUCUGUGAAAACAAUUUUAAAGGUAUUACAUGAAUACUUUCAUCGAUCGGUAUAUGUUGCACUCAUCAUAAAGCCAGAGAAUUUUUGGCAGAAGCAAAGGACAUCAUUAGCUAAACAGAAAAAAUAUAAUUUUGAGAUCAAUACAAUUAGUUUAGAAGCUCUCACAAAAGUUAUAGAUCCCUCUCAACUGACAUCUGAUUUGGAUGGCUCGUUAGAGUAUGAUCAUAGUCAGUGGAUCGAAACAAGACUAGCUGUAGAAGAUUUUACCUGGCAAGCUGCUGAUCUUUUAGAUAGGUUGGAUGAUUUACAAGAAGAUCUUAGUCGUAAUGAUUUUGCUGAUGACGUUGGAGGUGCUAAACAUGGUAUUGACCUUCAUAAUGAAAUGAAAAAGAAAAUUUUGAAAAUUCCUGUUGAAGAAAUAGAAGUUGUUGCUCAACGUUUACUUCAAAAAUUCGACAGCAUGUCGACGUCAGGUGGAGAGGGAGGAAGUAUCGAAAGUGGCGCAGUAGGUGGAACAGAUUCAGAUGGUCAGGCAUUAGCGACAUUAGUUAUACAGCAUUUAGAAUCUGUUCAUGCAUCGCAACGGCAUCUCUUGCAAUUGUGGCAUAUUAAAAAAAAGAAAUUAGAUCAAUGCUUUCAGUUGCGCUUAUUUGAACAAGAUUGUGAAAAAAUGUUUGACUGGAUUUGUCAUAAUAGAGAAGGAUUUCUUGCUAAUUAUGUGGAGAUUGGACGUUCUUAUCAACUUGCUAAGAACUUUCAAGAGGAACAUAAACAUUUUACCAUGAGUUCAAUGAAUGUUUAUGUGAAUAUUAAUAAAACUCUUACAAUGGCUGCUAGAUUAUUAGAGACACAACAUUACGCAGCGGGUCACGUACGAGCUGUUGCGAGUCGAUUGGACAGAGCAUGGAAGGAAUUUGCUGCUGGUCUCGAUGAACGUACUGCUGUUCUUGGCCUAAGUGUAGUAUUCCAUCACAAAGCAGAACAAUACGUAGAUAGUGUUGCUGGUUGGAGUCAAGCUUGCGAUGCCAGCAAUCUGCCUAAUGAAAUUCCUGUUCUUGAAUCUCAUUUAAGACAGCAUCAAACUCUUUACGAAGCAAUGUGUCAAGCAUAUACAGAGGUGCAUAGUACCAGUAAGAAGCUUCUUUAUCAACUGGAUCAUCUUGUGCAAGUCUGUAACCAACCACAGGGAAUAGACCACACCAUCCGCAAACAUAGCCAAGACGGACAUAAUGCAGAAAGUCAUGGUGGCAUGAGUGGAAAUCCAGCCGCAGAUUAUAGUGAAGGUGCAUCCCAUGUGUUAGCAGUUAUUCAUCAAAUUUUAGGUCAUCAUAGAACAUUGGAAGCUCGUUGGCAUGCACGCAAAGUUAAAUUACAUCAACGUCUUGCUUUGAGAUUAUUUCAAGAAGAUGUAAAACAAGUUCUCGAUUGGCUAACUAAUCACGGAGAAGUUUUUAUUCGAAAAAAUACAGGUGUUGGACGAAAUCUUCAAAAAGCAAGAGUAUAUCAAAAAAGUCAUGAACAUUUUGAGAACGUUGCUCAGAAUACUUAUACGAAUGCAACAAAGUUGCUUACUGCGGCAGAGGAAUUAGCUCAUACAGGAGAAUGUGCUGCCGAUGAAAUAUAUGCUGUAGCACAAGAAUUGGAAUCUCAUGUUAGUAGAUUUGCAGCGAGAGUCGAACAACGGCGUCGCAGAUUAGAUCUGGCUGUAGUAUUUUAUACUCAUGAAAAAGAGCUAAGUGGUUGGGUGGACGAGUUGCGGCAAGAAUUGCAGCAAGAGGAAGUUGCAGAGAAUUUGGAAACAGCAGAAAGACUACUUGAUCAGUGUGCACAACACAGAGCGUCGUGUCUUGAAGCUUGUGCCUCGACCAUUGCACAAGGUGAAGCAUUACUUCAAGAACUACGAGAAUCUACAGAUGCACCCGAUUCUACGGGCUCUGUAACUGCUGUAGAAAGUGCUCUUGAUAGAUUGGCUGGUUUACGGCAAGAAUUAGAAGAAUUAUGGGCAACAAGAAAAUUAAGGUUAGAGUUGUGUUUGCGAUUGCGUGUUUUCGAGAGAGAUGCGUUAGAAGCCAGUGGACAACUUGAAAUGUGGGCACAAGACUUACAAGGUACUCCUCGUGAAGGUUCACCCGAACAGCUGUUACGUGUACAUAAUGACGGUGUAGCUCAUAUGCAAAAUACUACGUUUCAAGUGUUACAACAAGGCCAAGAACUUGCACAGGUUCUAGAACAAGCCGGAGUUUGUAUUAUGGCAGAUGGUCAGCAUAGUGCUACAGCAAGAGUUCAAGUGCUUCUUGAAUUUUUAAAUGAAAGAGAAAUGGAUGCAGAAGAUCUUGCGGAAAUGCGGAGAGUUCGAUUGGAACAAGCCGCACAAUUGGUGCAAUUGCAAACAGAUGCCACGCAUGUAGCUAAUUGGAUUAGAAACGGAGAAGCUAUGCUUUUAGCUUCCUUAAGGGUUCCAGAAAAUUUACAAGAUGCUGAACAACUACGGUUAGAACAUGAGCAAUUUCAAGUAGCUAUAGAAAAAACGCAUACUUCUGCUGUACAGGUGAAACAUAGAGCUGAUGCAUUAGUAAGCGCGAAUCAUUAUGACCCCAAAAGUAUUCGAGAAGUAGCUGAAGAUGUCACAAAAAGGUGGCAACAGUUGGUAACUUGUGCAGAAGAAAGGCAUAAAUUAGUAACCGCGAGUAUUAAUUUUUAUAAAACAGCGGAACAAGUUCGAUCGGUACUGGAUAGUUUAGAACGUGAAUAUAAAAGGGACGAAGAUUGGUGUUUUGGUGGAGAGAAAGGCGGCCAAGUACCUAAUCUUGUGUCUAAACAUCAGGAACAAAAAGAAGCGUUUUUAAAAGCAUGCACCUUGGUGCGAAGAACGGCCGAGACAUUCCUAAAAUACACUAAUCGCAGUCUACAAUUUUAUAAUUAUCAAGCUAAUAGCGUUGGGUCCGAGAACAAAGUUAAAAAUAUCUUAGAAGAAUUGUUAAGUAAAGAAAAUAAAGUACUGGAAUAUUGGACUCAACGAAAAAAACGCUUAGACCAGUGUCAUCAAUACGUUCUUUUUGAGCGUAGUGCAAAACAAGCAAUCGAAUGGAUAAGGGAAACUGGUGAAUUGUAUCUUGCAACACACACGAACGUGGGAAAAAAUCGUAUCGAAAACGAGCAAUUGUUACAAGAACAUAACGAAUUUAAAGGUGCAGCAAAGGAAACCAGGGAAAGAGUAAAAUUGCUGAUUCAGUUAGCAGACAAUUUAGUUGAAAAAGGACAUGCUCAUGCUGCUGUUAUUAAACAGUCUGUGGCGGAGGUAGAUCAGCGUUAUAAAGAUUUUAGCAUGCGAAUGAAUUACUAUAAGACGCAAAUUGAAGAUGAUUUGGGUAUACAAUCAGACGACGGCCAUAAAGAUUUAGCUAUAGACCGUAAUUCCGAUCCUUUAUUGGAGGAGAAAAUUAAAGGAAAAGAUUUAAAAGAAUUGAAUGAAGAGAAACGGCGAUCAGCUAGGCGAAAAGAGUUCAUUAUGGCCGAAUUAUUGCAAACCGAACGUACAUACGUUAAAGAUUUAGAAACUUGUAUUCGUUGUUUCUUAGAGGAAACGCGUAAUGGAAAAGGAAACGUACCAACAGGAUUGCAAGGUCGAGAAUCCAUCAUUUUUAGCAAUAUGGAAGAAAUACAUCAAUUUCAUUGUAAUAUAUUCCUUCGUGAAUUGGAAAAAUACGAAACCAUGCCCGAAGACGUUGGGCAUUGUUUUGUUACUUGGGCUCCAAAAUUUGAUAUGUACGUGACUUACUGUAAAAAUAAGCCAGAAAGUAAUCAAUUACUAGUUACGCAUGGUGGUACGUGGUUUGAAGAAUUACAAAGGAAACAAAAAGUUGAACAUCCAAUAGCCGCAUACCUCAUUAAACCAGUGCAAAGGAUCACAAAGUAUCAGCUUUUGCUUAAGGAUCUUCAAGCUUGCUGUCAGGAGGGACAAGGUGAAAUUAAAGAUGGAUUGGAAGUGAUGUUGAAUGUGCCUAAAAAAGCAAACGAUGCCUUACAUUUAAGCCUAUUGGAGGGUUGUGAUGUCAGGAUAGAUACUCUUGGAGAUGUAGUAUUACAAGAUUCAUUUACGGUAUGGGAUCCAAAGCAGCUGAUAAGAAAAGGCAGAGAUCGUCAUAUAUUUCUUUUCGAAUUAUACUUAUUAUUUAGUAAAGAAGUAAAAGAUUCAGCUGGAAAGGUAAAAUACAUUUACAAAAGUCGCUUGAUGACUUCCGAAUUGGGCGUCACUGAGCACAUUGAAGGAGACGAAUGUAAGUUUGCAGUAUGGACUGGAAGAGCACCUACCGGCGACACCCGUGUGGUUUUAAGAGCAAAUUCGAUGGAGGCGAAGCAAUUGUGGGUCAAGAGAUUGCGUGAAGUAAUUCAAGAAACGUACUUCAGCUUGAGUAUGCCGAAGAGUCCUGCCAAGAAGAGUUCGAGCCAACGAUCGAGUAGAGACCUGGAGGAAUGUGCAUCCUUGAACGAUAGUGUAGAAAAUUUGGACAGGAAUUCAUUGGCUUCAUUUGGUUCGACGAAUACAACGGAUUCGGACAAGACUGGCGUAACCGAAAUGACUUGGGUGGUUGCGGAUCAUCUAGCAGCACCAGGAUCUAGAGAACUGACGGUGACGAAGGGUCAACAAGUUGAAGUCUUAGAAAAUUGUAGCGGUAAUGGAAACGUCAGUGGCAUCGUUGCUACCGGUGAAUGGACAUUGGUACGUUUACCACUCGCUCCAGGACAAACAGAUCCACCAACAGAAGGGCUUGUACCUACGAGCGCUUUGAAACAACCACCAAGCAAUUCCUGUAAGACCUCACCAUCAAGAAAACCACCCAAUCAACAACAAACAUUGCUUCAGCAGCAGCAGCAGCAACUCAAUCAAUCUGUGAUCGGACAACAACAACUUGCGGCUAUAGUAACUGGUUCUACUGCAUCAUCAUCUCCAGUUUCGAAUUUAACACCGUCGAGCGAAGAAUCGGAAAUCAUCGGGAGCGAUGGUAGCGGCUCCGCUAGUACAAGUUCACCUGGAAACAAAAGACGCGGUUUUAGCGGGAGAAAGUGGCUACCACCUCCGCUGCGUAAGCUCAGCCAAGGCAAGGUCGAUAAGGUCGUUUCAACGGCGUCGUCGACUGCGUCAACGGCUGCUGCUGCUGCCACAGUUAACAGUGGUGGCAUUCCGCUAACGGCGACGUCUUUAACAACGGUGACGACAGCAACCACCACCACGACAACCGCUAUUUCUUCUAUUUCCGCUGCUACACCAGGAACUGUUACGCCAAUAGCACCUACGACGACUUUGGUUAAACAAACGACAACGGUGGUGGCAACGGUGACGCCAAGCGGUAAAAACAUUGGAUCCUUGAAAAAGAGCAGCUCUGACAAACGUUUCAAGCUACCAUCAGGAGCUGCUGAACAAAAACGUGCCGUUGCUGUUUCUGCUGGAAACAUCAGAAUCAGUUCCGAACUUGAAACUUUAACGGGAUCCGAAGAGGCUGAAAGAGAGGAAGAGGAGGAAGAGGAAGAAGAGGAGGAACACGGUGAAACUUCUGAAACGAUAUCUACAACUUACGACGACGGUGAAGGUAACGUCUUUCAUGAACAAAAUGGCACUGAGGAUGGAGAAGAUGACUUGGAAUUACCGCCUCCAAUGAAACCGAUUACCGAGCCGAUUUUAGUCGCUGCCGCAAAUGGUCCUCCUGGUUCAGCGAUACCCGACGAAUUACCUGGGAAAAGAGCAUCUGAAUGUUCUAGCAAAAUACUUGAUGGAGCCACCACGGCAGAUUUAGCAGAAAUCGAACAGAUCGUAAAGGAAAGGAUGGAACAACAUACCGAAAAUCAAGAAAGGCAUAGUCUGAUGCGAACGGAAAGAACAACAGCAGGCGAUAGAGGUUCAAGUGAUGGCGAAAAUAAUUAUGCUCGUGCCAUCAGUCCAUCUCUCGUUACUGAAGAAUGCGAUCCCGAAACUGCGGCUCUAACCAAAAGACAAUUUGUCAUUCGCGAAUUGGUUGAAACGGAAAGAGAUUAUGUCAACGAUCUUAAACAAAUUGUCGAAGGAUACAUGACGCUGAUGCGAGAUCCAGAGAGCGACAUUCCACUUCCUGAGGAUCUUCGAGGAGGAAAAGACAAAAUGGUAUUCGGUAACAUAGAAGCGAUCUAUGAAUGGCACAGAGACUUUUUUUUGAAAGCUUUGGAGAACUGCAUAAAAUGCCCGGAAGAACUCGGUCCUCUUUUUAAAAGAUAUGAAAGGAAAUUACACAUGUACGUUGUUUAUUGUCAAAAUAAACCCGUUUCUGAGUACAUCGUGUCCGAAUAUAUAUACACUUACUUCGAGGAACUGAGGCAGAAACUUAAACAUCGUCUGCAACUUUGCGAUUUGUUAAUAAAACCGGUGCAAAGGAUUACAAAGUAUCAAUUACUUCUUCGCGAGGCAUUACGUUUGACCGAACGUACUCAAAGAUUAUCGGAGAUCGAAGGACUUAGAGCAGCGGUUCAUGUUAUGCGAGUUAUUCCAAAAGCGGCUAACGACAUGAUGGAUGUGGGAAGGUUACAAGGUUUUGAUGGUAAAAUAACAGCACAAGGUAAACUUCUGCUACACGGGCCUUUGUUAGUGUCAGAAAUUUCGAGCGUACCAACGAGAGGAAAAGAGUGGCACGUAUUUCUUUUCGAGCAAAAUAUUAUCUUCAGCGAAGCCGUUGGUAAGAAGACUCAAUUCACCAGCCCAGCCUACAUAUAUAAAGCUCAUAUACAGGUAAACAAAAUGAGUCUCGAGGAUUCGUACGACGAUCCGGACAAAUUUGUGAUUCGAUCUACGGAUCCUCGAAAGCCCGGUCUAGGAUUUUAUUGCAGCGUAGUUGAAGAAAAUGGACCUCGCAGACAGGAAUGGGUAGAUACGAUCACUGCUAUCCUACAAACACAACGUGACUUUCUCAAGGCGUUACAGUCACCGAUUGCCUACCAAAAGGAACUUACCAAAGAUCCACUCCGAGUUCCAACAACGGAGCCAGUGGUUCGAGAGACCAUAUCAGUAGCCCCGACGCUUUCGACAGUAUCCCCCGGAACGAUGCACAAAGAAAAGAGUUUCCCUCCUCAGCAGAAGAUAACUCGACCGAUUCAAAGGACUCAAUACGGUGGUUUAGAUUGCGAAUUACCACGGACGCCGAGUCCGACGAAGAGUAGGCUUAACUUCCUCGAUGGAUUCAGGAAUACUCUACGCGCUCGAUCCCCAGUUCGUACCAAUUCGAUACCGGUCGUUCCGGGUGCACGAGUAAGAUUGGCAGCCGACUGGGGUAAACUACGUGCCGGUGACGAACUCGUCGUUUCUCGUUUGGACGGCCCUGGACUAGUAGUUUCACAUCAUAAUAAGAAAGAAGAACUAUGGAUACCAGCUAGCCUUGUUCCAAAUUUGUCUAUAAGUAGAGCAUGGUCCUUCCGUCCGAGCAAAAUAGAUUCCAAUAAAGAUAUUGUACAACCACAAGAUAGAUCUCCAGAAAAAAAGGGACCGCCUACUAUCCUAGCAAGUACAAGUAUGAUAAAGGCAACUGCUGGUGAAGAUGUUAGACUUUCGGUGGAAAUUAUUAACGUCGAUUCAGCAACUGUUACGUGGAAGAAAGAAGACGAGAAAGAUAAUCAAAUUAUUAGAGAAAGCGAUCGUUAUCGAUUUGAACAAGUCGCUGCUUUUCUCUAUUUAGAAAUUGUAAGAUGUCGUCAAUCAGAUUCGGGAUUAUACCGAUGUUAUGUUGAACAUGACACUGGUUCUUGCUGGACAGAGAUUUCCCUUUUUAUCACAGGCGGAAGUGGAAGUACGUGGGCGCGAGUCGUUGGUCCGACAAAGAUCGAAAUAGAUUGGGAAUGUUCCAGCGUUGAUUCGUACAAUAUAGAAGGUAGAACAGCACCUUUUCAAACUUGGGUUUUGAUGGCAACGGAUGUAAAACAUCCACCAAUGACUUUAGAAUUACCGCCUGGCGCGUCAUACAGUUUUCGUAUUGUUGGGAAAAAUGGAAACGUUACUUCAUCUUCCGCGGAAAUAACGUUGACUGGUUUUGAAGAUAACGUAAAUUGGGAAACUGAGCAGUUUAUUGGGAGAUAUUUAGAACUAGAUGAAUUAGGGAAGGGUAGAUUUGCAACUGUAAGACGUGCUCGUGAUAAAGGAACGGGUCAAGAAGUGGCACUUAAGCAAACUCCAAGACACAAGCAACCACGGUCCUUAACUCGAGCCGAGUAUGAUUUGUUAGCGUCUAGUCAUCAUGGUAACAUCAUUAGAGCCUUUGCUCUAUUUGAAAAUGCUCCACGUCCAGGAUUCGAUACGAUCGUGCUAGAAUUAGUUCGAGGUCCAACGCUAUUUGUUUACCUUAGUAAAAAACCAGAUUAUACGGAAGGAAUGGCUAUCAAAUAUACGAGUCAAUUGUUGUCAGCUCUUCAAUGGUUACAUAGACGUAACACAGCGCAUUUAGAUUUAAAACCUGAAAACGUAUUGGUAGAUCAGGAUAGCGGUAUAGUUAAAUUAAUAGAUCUUGGUGAAGCAGUAAGAGGUCCAGUCGACGAAGUCGUACCACCUGCCGAUUUAGAAUUCGCAGCACCAGAAUUGGUACUUGGUAAACCUACAGGAACUUGUACGGAUAUGUGGGCUGCUGGUGUUUUCAUUUAUGUACUUUUAAGCGGUGUAUCGCCAUUUCUAGAUGAUUCUGUAGAAGAAACAACUGCGAAUAUAUUAAAGUGCGAUUUUUGUUUUCCCAAUGAAUACUUUGAAUCUAUAUCUAACGACGCGAAAGAUCUUCUUGGAAGAUUAUUGUGUUUACAUGGCGAAGAAAGAGCUACCGCUGAAGCUACUUUAACAUCGCCUUGGUUCAAGACUCCAGCAAGCUCUGCAAUAUCGUCAAUUAGAUUGGCCGAAUUUACCGAGCGACGAGCACACUGUUCAAAAUCGCGACAAGAUCGUAAUGACAGAUUCUAUUCGUGAUAUUUUAAAUAAAAAAAAAUAAUCUCCUACAGAGAGAGAGAGAGAGAGAGAGAGAGCCCUUUCCCUCUUGUCCCCCAAGUAAUUUUAUUACAUGCUUAAUGGUACUUAGAAUGAUGAUAACUUUUUUGUAAAUAAUAAGAGUUAAUCGAAAGAUGUACAGCACA